AUGGCUGUGUCGGCUUCGGCGGCAUAUGCUGCGAUGAGGGCGACACAGCAGGCUCUCCAACCGGUGCCUACGAAUGCCAUGGGUAAUGAUUCUGGCAGCGGCGGCGACAAGACACAAGAGCAUAAUGACAGCCGGACUGGGCCUGACUCCCCAUACACGACCACAGCUCUGAGCCGCUGGUCUCUGUUGAAUCGCAAGCUUCCGGACGCGGACAGCAUUCGCAGUCUGCACAUUUACGAUUUCGACAACACCCUAUUCAAGACGCCUCUGCCGAACCCGAAGUUGUGGAACAACCCGACACUCGGCUAUCUCUCCAGCCAGGAUGUGAUCUCGACGGGAGGCUGGUGGCACGACUCGCGGAUUCUGGCGGCGACCGGCGAAGGAAUGGCCAAGGAAGAGCUGCGAGCUUGGGAGGGCUGGUGGAACGAGCGGGUGGUCGACUUGGUGCGGCUGACACAGGCACAACCGGAUGCGCUCUGCGUCCUGCUGACGGGACGGUCGGAGAGCGGAUACAGCGAUCUGAUCCAGCGCAUGGUGACGAGCAAGGGGCUGGACUUUGACAUGGUGGCGCUGAAGCCGGUGGCAGGCCCGAAUAACGAGCGGUUCUCGAGCACAAUGGCGUUCAAGCAGGCCUUUCUCGAGACCCUGAUGGAGACAUACGCAGACGCAGGCGAGAUGCGCAUCUACGAGGACCGGCCCAGACACGUGACGGGCUUCCGCGACUUUCUGGCCGACUACAACAAGCGGCGGCAGCGGCGGCAGCCCAUUGCCGGCGAGGUGGUACCGGUGGUGGACGCGACGACGACGCUGGAUCCGGUGGUGGAAGUGGCUGAGGUGCAGCACAUGGUCAACCGGCACAACGCGGCGCUGCGCAAGAACGGUGGCAAAGGCCGGCGUGGCCCCCUGUCGGUCAAUAAGACGGUCUUCUUCACCGGCUAUCUCGUCAAGGAGGCGGACUCGAAGCGGCUGCUCAGCCUGCUGGGCGUACCACCGCCACAUCAGCAGCCGGGCGGGCGGCGCGACCUGCGAUACCAUGCCAACAGCAUUCUGAUCUGUCCGCACGCGUGUCCGCCGCACCUGCUGAGCAAGGUUGGCGGCAUGGGCAGCAAGAUGUCGUGGGAGGUGGAGGCGACCGGGAGCAUCGACAACAGCGUAUGGGCGGCCAAGGUGCGGCCGGUGCCGGCGACGGCGACGAUCCACACGGAAGGUCCGAAGCCAGUGGUGGUGCUGGCGGUGGCGCGCAACGGGAGGCCGCACCAGGCGAACCAGAUCCGCCACUGGCAGCCGGUGGCGCGCGACAAGGCGUACGUGUUUGAGACGACGGUGGGCGAGAAGGCACUGCUGCGCGUGGAGCCGGAGAACGGGGCGAACCGGCGUCGUCACCACAGCAACAACAACGAGGGUGAUAACACGGGCAACGGCAGCAGCAGCAGCGGCGAGGGUGAUGGGGACGGUGAUGUGGAGGGCUCGGGCGAGGGCUCGGCCGAUGGUGAAGGCGGCGACAGCAACCAGACGACCAAAUCGAGGGGCUCCAGGCGGAAGAAUCAUUCAGGCGUUGGCGGCAACAGCAACGACCGACGACAACAACAGCAGCAGCAGCAGCGAAAUGGGCCGAUCCCGACGCAGCCAGCGGCCUUUUCUGCGUUUGGUGCGCAAAGCGGCCGUGGUUACCACUUCCAAGCGACAACUCGGGGCGGACGAGGAGGCGCGGCUGCUCGCGGUCCUGGAUUUGUUGCCGGCCGUGGGGGCUACCGUGGUGGACCGCAGCGAGGACGCGGUGGCGGUGGUGGAGGAGCAGGCGGAGCGGGCAAGCAGCUGGGUCGAGCACAACAGCAGCAGCAGCAGCAAGGAAAUCGGCAUUUUUACCAGUCUCUUGACGAUGCCGGAGGGUCUGGCGGCUCGGGCGGACCGACACAGCCAAUGGUGUACGACGACGAGAUGGGACAGUAG
Molecule: messenger RNA, 1950 nt
Organism: Grosmannia clavigera kw1407
Lineage: Eukaryota; Fungi; Ascomycota; Sordariomycetes; Ophiostomatales; Ophiostomataceae
Exons: 2
Coding region: 1-1950 (649 amino acids)
Biological process (GO): rRNA methylation; box C/D sno(s)RNA 3'-end processing
Cellular component (GO): box C/D methylation guide snoRNP complex; small-subunit processome
Molecular function (GO): histone H2AQ104 methyltransferase activity; RNA binding; rRNA methyltransferase activity
Source: RefSeq, a predicted model, not a curated record